GAAUCGUAUGAAGUGAAAGUCGGAGGUUCCGAGUUGAUUUCACGUUAUCCUUGCUGCGCCGGCAGUGCGCCCCGACACGGCCAUUUGGCUGACUGACUCAUCGAGUUCGAGUGAGUGUGUGUGCGAGUGCGAGCGUUUGGUCGCUUCAAUGGCGACAUGGCCAGUGCGAUGGUGCACAAUCCACGCACUUGGGCCUCCAACAAGAUCAAUGUGCCCGUCGAGCGCAUCCUGGACGAGGCCCAGGGUACCGGUGACCUCAACCUGAGCGGCCGCAGACUCAAGGAAUUCCCUCGCGGCCGCAAAGAGUUCGCUCUGGGGGACACCCUCAACGCAGACUUGUCAAAAAAUCGUUUUUCCGAAGUGCCUGCCGAAAUAUGUCAGUUCAGUUGCCUCGAAAGACUUGAUUUGUAUCACAAUGUGCUGCGCUCCGUUCCAGACAAUAUCCAGUUUUUGCGCUCACUCAUAUAUCUCGACCUCAGCCGAAAUCAAUUGCAAUGGUUGCCACCUGGCAUUUGUCAGCUGGCCAGCCUGCAAGUGCUGUUGCUGUCCAACAACAGGCUGGCACGAUUGCCAUCAGACCUCGGAUGCUUGUCCGAAUUGGCCGAACUAGACGUCGCGGCCAAUCAGUUGACAAUGCUGCCAGCCUCCAUUGGCAAGCUGCACCGACUACGUUUUUUAAACGCUAGAAGAAACCACUUGACACAGCUUCCAGCUGAAGUGGCCGCACUUCGAUUGGAAAAGCUUGACUUGACUGCCAACCAGAUUUCCUCGCUUCCAGUUGAACUGAGAGUAAUGGAUUCUCUGGUGGAACUUAGCUUAGAUCACAAUCCUCUCGUUUCCCCACCGAGCGGCCUCUGCGCUAGAGGAAAGGUUCACAUCUUUAAAUACUUGGAGGGGAUUUCACAAAGAGGGGACGGGCGUAGGAGGCAUGCCGAUACACUGGAUAGUCGCGGGCCUUCUAGACGACGACAAACCCUUCCUGGAAGAGUGUCAAAAACGCCAGAGCCAGAAAUUUUCUAUGGACAUAACGGUACUUCCUCAUCCGCGAACGGCACACUAUUGGCCGCCACUCUGAGCAGUCUUGGUCUGUCAAACGGAUCUUCCGGUCAUUCCACACCUUCAACUCUUUCUCCUGGUGAUAGCGGUUGCCUCCUUGACGAGAACAUUAUGCAGUCAAGUCAGGAGAUGGCCAAGAGGCCAGACAGGCUGGCCGGGUUGGUGGACAACCAACACAACCUCACUCCCAGCCACAAAUCCGUGGUGACGGACGGUGAGGAAAAGAAGGGGCCUUUAGAGCACAUGCAAACCUACAGGGAGUACAAGGAGCAAAUGCGUUUACAAAGGAAGCAGUCGCAGGAAGUGUACAAGAGAGGGCAAGACGCGAGUCCACCUACACCUCCCACCGAGAGCAUAUCUCCAAAGACUGCCGCGAGCAAAGAAACAGGCGAGAAGAAACUCGAUCCAAAGAUGGAGGCUGUCAUUUCUUACGUUAAGUCACAAAUUCCAAACGGUCACAGUCAAGCUGAUAAUAAUAACCACCGAUGGAAGAAGCCUGAAAACGUGAAAAAGUUGUCGCCGACUCGAACUCUCAGUUUCACAAUGAGGAGGGAAAAUGAAAAAGCUAAAGAAGAGGCUAUUUUGCUCGCCCAACUAAAGCAGAACUUAGAGACUCGGUUGAAGAUGUCAUUGCCAGCGCAGGAACUUGGUGACGCCCUUCAAGAUGGCAUUGUCCUCUGCCAUUUGGCCAACCACGUGAGGCCUAGAUCGGUUGCUAGCGUGCACGUGCCAUCUCCUGGCAUGCCAAAACUUCCAAUGGCGAGAUGCAGGAAAAAUGUAGAAAACUUCUUGGAGGCUUGUCGGCGGAUUGGAGUUCCUGAGGCGAGUGUGGACCAACUCUCGCAGGCGCUAGCUCAGUCAGAGUGGCUGCUGGACUGCCGGACCUGUCCCCUUUUGGCCGAGGUGGUGCGUCACCUCCUGCAGGUGGCCGACCAGAAUCACAACAACAAGUACCGAGGCAACGGUCUCGGCCUCAUCUAUGAGGAGGAGCCCGAAGAUUUUGAUCCGGACAAACUGGAUUCGAACAGAGAAGAUGUCGAUAUCGCGGAGGAAGACGAGAUCGCGGCGGACAGGGCUUGCUCCAGUCGGGCGUCGAGCAUUAUCCUGUCAGCCAUCUUUCUCGCUGGCGCUGUGCUGACCUAUUUUCUGCCCAAAGAAGAAUCGCUAUUUUUCUGACCGCGUUUUUUUGUCUUUGGACUCGUUUCUUUUUCCUGAUCUUGCAGUUAUAAUAUGCUAGUCUGAACCACAAAAGACUUAAAACACACACUGGAAGCAGGCAAAGCAGCUUCUGUUUUUUCUUUCAAUCUACCUUGCUUGCAAUCACUCAGAGCCCAGGAGCUUCUCCACAAGUAUUCCGUGAAAAUGCAUUCGAAUUCGAACUUCCAAUUUUUGAGAGGUGAUAUAUACACUAAUUUGCUCAAUCCCCCGUUGAAUGCUGCUGGGCUGGUUGAUGCGAAAUUCCUUCUUCAAUCCUUGUUUGACAGGCUGUCUUGUGAAGAAGCACUGUUAAAGACACGCUUAUCUUCUGUAAACUCGAAACAAACAAGCCUUAACUGCAAGUGCAUAAUUUAUAACAACAACAAAUAUAAUAUACACAGCCAAAAAUUACCAAAUUCAAACUUGGUAACAUUGAAUAAUCACCUGUGUAGCUGCGUAGUAAGUAUUUUGUAUCUGUAUUUUUGAAAUGCCUGAAGCACUGAUCGGCAAUAAUUUUGGACGCGAUCUUUGGAAAUAACAUAAUAUUUUUCAAUGACACAACGUGUAAAAUGGGGUAGGUGAUUAUUUUGUAGCCAGUUACUUAACUUUUCUGCUUAUUCAGCACCUGGUUUGGUUGUUGAUCAAUCAAUACCACGAUAUACGCCAAUAAUAUUAUUAAUGUAUAUUAAUCAAUCACAAAAUACUGCUCGUCUAGUCGCGCCCAAAGGGUCAAAUAGGAAUCAAAGAAAGUUUAGUGGCCAUUUUGUCUAUCCAACAUGAUGAUCGGGUUGAACAUCCAAAGAGAGGCCAUAUUAUUCUAAAUGCCUUUGAAAAUCCUGGUUACAGUAUCACAAAUCAACUAAACUUAUUAUCCACGUGAUUAUUAUUUAGCCUUCUUCGUGUAUCUAUUUUAGAUAAAAAUUAGAGGUGAUCAGGUUAAAAUAUAUCGAUUCCGUUCUAUAAUUUUGCAUUUUGUACAGCACUUGCAUUUAGAGCACAGACCAAAAUUCUCUGAUCUCCUCAAGUUUGAAACGGCUGACUAAUGAAUUUGUGCUGUAAAAAUGAUGUGAAAGACUUAAUUAUUUGGAUUUGUUUGUAUCAGAACUGAUGGAAGCAAACUCCCAGUUUGCAUUUUGCUAGCUGACUCAAUUUUAAUUUGAAUAAUUCGAAUUUAUACUUAAGAUUUAAUUUAUUUGUUUAAGGUAAGCUAAAUCGCUCGGUUUCUGUUAAUGAUAUAUCAAUAAAUAUUCGCAGACUUAUGAAUACA
This is a messenger RNA of Cloeon dipterum, 3520 nucleotides long. RefSeq names its product Leucine-rich-repeats and calponin homology domain protein (gene Lrch). NCBI's taxonomy places the organism in Eukaryota, Metazoa, Arthropoda, Insecta, Ephemeroptera, Baetidae. Bases 157 to 2232 code for a protein of 691 amino acids. Gene Ontology annotation, molecular function: protein binding. The transcript is spliced from 13 exons. The record is from RefSeq and is a predicted model, not a curated record.